Corythoichthys intestinalis (scribbled pipefish) is the source of this 3971-nucleotide messenger RNA. RefSeq lists its product as uncharacterized. The coding region runs from base 428 to 1465 and encodes 345 amino acids. The transcript is spliced from 3 exons. NCBI's taxonomy places the organism in Eukaryota, Metazoa, Chordata, Actinopteri, Syngnathiformes, Syngnathidae. The record is from RefSeq and is a predicted model, not a curated record.
GGAUCAAAAAUUGGCACGUUACAAUUUCUACCUUUAGGAGAAUUUUGUAAUAAUCUUCGAGAGUCCUCUGGUAUCGCAUCAAACACAACAGAAUAUUCACGAGGCGUAACAACAAUACUAUAAGAUAAACAAAAUUCUUGAUGGGUGAAAAGUUGACCAUCUUCGUUCAAUAAUUGACUAAGAAUAUGUUAUUUUCUGACCCAUCUUUCAAUAUAUAAAGAUCUAUUUCGAUACUGUAUAUCUUGGUCAAGUGCAUCUUUAGUGAUCGCAGCAAGCGUGCAAUGACGUCAAAAAGCGCGCUUUGAAACACUUCGCUUUGUAGCUUUAAAAAAUAAAAUAAUAAAAAUACUUCGCUUUGUGCCCGCGCCAAUAGCUCGACCCGCUUCCAAGUCUUUAAAUUUCGCACUGCACUAGAUUCAACAGCAACAUGUCGAAAGAUUUGAUGAGGGAACUCAUUGCGGAGGCCUACGAAAUUUUAGGCUUGUUCGAAAGAUGCGUAACUUCGCACGAUGAGCAACUUCGUCUUGCGACAGAGGCGAACGAGCUACUCCGACAAAUACUGGAAGCUGCUUCCGUAUCCCUCCAAGCUUUGUAUCAGCUGAUUGAGGAGCUUUCCCCUCAGCUACCAUUUGGGGGCUUUAGUGUGGAGCAAGAAAAUCCAGUACCGAUCACUGUUGUAACAACAGAAGACAACGAAGAAGAGGAGGUCAGCAUUUUGUCACUGCCCGGUGUCUCUGCGGAAAAUAAUGCUAAUGAGCACGAAUCAACAGAAAGGCCACAACUUCGUCUUCCUAAUCCAAAUGGAGAAGACCAUAAAGAAACAUCAGCAGACAACAACAUUGCUCUACUGGCAGGCAGUGACGAAGAACCUUUGAGGGGCCAUGCAGAUGAGGAAGAUGUCCAGCAGCCCACUGGUCACCAGGAGAAGCUUCCCCCUCGGCUGCUGUCGUCUGGUAUGGAGCAGGAAAGUCCAGGGCUGCUGAACUUUAUAAAUGAAGAAGAGAAUAUAGAGCCCACCCAAGAAGAGGCGAUCAGCAAGUUGUCACUGCCUGAUGGUAACCAGGAGGAGUUUCUCCCUCAGCUGCAGUUGGAGGACCACGGUAUGGAGCAGGAAAAUCCACCGUCUCUCAAUGGUAUAAAGGAGGAAGAGAAUCCUGUGGAAGUGGAGGUCAGCAAGUUGUCUCUGUCAGAUGGUCAACAGGAGCUUCCCCCUCAGCUGCCGUUGGGGGGCUCUGGCAUGAAGCAGGAAAAUCUAGCGCCCCUCAAUGUUAUACAAGAGGAGGAGGAUCCAGAGGAAGAGGAGCUCAGCGAGUUGUCACUGUCUGAUGUCUCUGUGGAAAAUGAUGCAGAGUGGCCACAGCUUAAUCAUCCUGGUCCAAGACACGCAGGAGAAAACCCCUGUAGUUGCUCAGUUUUGAGGAGAACUUUCUCGCAAAUAGUCAAACUUGGGAAGAGGAGUGAUUAAAACAUAGGAGAAAAGCCCUUUAGUUGUUCAGUUUGCAGUAAAGCUUACACUCAUAAACAAAGUUUGGUGAGAUUUGAGAACACACACGGGAAAAAAAUACAGUGAUAUGAAAAAGUAUCUGAACUUUUCGGAAUUUCUCACGUUUCUUCAUAAAAUAUCCAUCAAACGUGAUCUGAUCUUUGUCAAAAUCACACAGAUGAAAAAUCAUUGUCUGCUUUAACUAAAGCCAUCAAACAUUUAUAGGUAUUCGUAUUUUAAUGAGGAUAGUGCAAGGGAGAAAAUAAGUGAACCAUCACAUUUAAUAUUUUGUGCCCCCCCUUUGGCAGCAAUAAUUUCAACCAGACGCUUAUUGUAGCUGCAGAUCAGUCUGUCACAGCGAUCAGAACUAAUGUUGGCCCAUUCUUCUCUACAAAACUGCUGUAGUUCAGUCAGAUUCCUGGGAUAUCUGGCAUGAAUCACUGUCUUUAGGUCAUGCUACAACAUCUCAAUGGGGUUCAAGUCUGGACUUUGAAUUGGCCACUCCAGAACGUGUCUUUUGCUCUUCUGAAACCAUUCUGAAGUUGACUGACUUCUGCGUUUUGGAUCGUUCUCUUGUUGCAGUAUCCAUCCUCUUUUUAGCUUCAAUUGUCCGACAGACAGCCUCAGAUUUUCCUGCAAAACAUCCUGAUAACUUUUGAAUUCAUUCUUCCAUUAAUGAUUGCAAGUUGUCCAGGUCCUGAGGCAGCAAAACAGCCCCAGAUCAUGAUGCUCCUUCCACCAUGCUUCACGGUGGGGAUGAGGUGUUGAUGUUGGUAAACUGUUCCAAUUUUCCUCCACACAUGACGUUGUGUGUUAAUGCCAAAAAAUUCAACAUUGGUUUUAUCAGUCCACAAAAUAUUAUGCCAAAACGUCUGUGGAGUGUCCAAGUGCCUUUUUGAACACACUAAACGAGCAACAACGCUUUUUUUUUUUUUAGACAACAGUGGCUUCCUCCGUGGAUUCCUCCCAUGAACACCAUUCUAGGCCAUAGUUUUACAUAUGGUUGAUGUCUGCACAGAGAUAUUGGGCUGUGCCAGUGAUUUCUCUAAGUCUUUAGCAGACACUCUAGGGUUCUUUUUUUACCUUUCUGAGGAUUCUGCGCUGAACACUUGGCAUGAUCUUUGAUGGACGGCCACUCCUUGGGAGAGAAGAAACAGUGCCAAACUCUCUCCAUUUGUAGAAAACUUUGCGUCGAUUGAUGAACAUCCAGACUUUUAGAGAUGGUUUUGUAUCCUUUCCCAGCUUUAUACAAAUCAACAAUCCUUGAUCACAGGUUUUCCGGCAGCUCUUUUGACCGAGCCAUGAUGCACAUCAGACAAUGCUGCUCAUCAAGAAAAUUUUUACCCGGUGUGUGUUUUAGGGCAGGGCAGCUUUAAACAACUCAUCAGUGACUGGGCACACACCUGACUUAAAAUGUUUGGUAAAAAUUGGUUUCAAUUGCUCUUUAAGUCUCCUUAGGCAGAGGGUUCACUUACUUAUUUUUUCCCCCUUCUGUCAUUGUUUGCAUACUGUCGUCAUUAAAAUAUGAAUAACUAUAAAUGUUUGGGUGGUUUUAGUUAAAGCAGACACUGUAUUUUCAUCUGUGUGAUUUUGAAAAAGAUCAGAUCACAUUUGAUGGUGAUGAUUUUAUGCAGAAAAGUGAGAAAUUCCAAAAGGUUCGGAUACUUUUUUCAUACCACUGUACUUUAUUUGCUGAAUUUCAGUUAAACGUGGUAUCUUCUGGAUGAGUACACGAAACUUUUUUUUGCUUUUCAACAACAGGCUCUACAUUCGCUGGUCAACGACUAUUCCUGCAUUUUUCAUGAACACAUUUGAUACUCCUAUUACGCUCGCUAUUAUUUCAACACUGUAAUAUGCUUAAUUUUUCAGUCUACAACUCUUGCCAAAUUUGCAGUAAAAUAAAUAAAAUUGGUGAGACACAUGAGAAGACACAGGAAGACAACAAAAAGGUUAUUUAGUUGCCGGUUUUGUGCCCAAACAGUCAUGACCCCGCAUGAUGUCCAUCAAGUGGCAUCACACACAAUGAAGAAAACUCCCAAGAUUCUUCACUCUGGGUAGAGAGCUAUGCAUAAAAGAAUGCCCAUGUGCUCCAUUAUUCAAUAAACCUUUGAUGUCUUUGACGGGAUCUGUUUUCACUCGGGCGAGUCUGGUUUUAACAGUGUUCAAUUAACCUUUUCAGGGACAGUGGUCAUGACGCGGGACAGCGAUUCAAAAGUUGGCACCUAAGAUUCUAAACCCCUGAUAAAGCAGAGAACUGUUUUUGGUAAUUGAAAAAUAAUACUAAUGUAGUUACCAAAAGUGGAACAAUAAAACCUCACAUGCAUGCAGACAAAUGGAACAGGAGGCUAGCAUGGUAACAAACAUGAACAUUACCAAACAAUGUCGAAUUGGCACUAUGAUGCUAAAAACAGCAAAGCAAUAUACAAAUUGAUUUUAGAAAAUGUUCAAUUUUUUAAAAUUACGUUUAAGGACCACAAGCUUUCAAAUU